This is a messenger RNA of Ziziphus jujuba (common jujube), 3318 nucleotides long. RefSeq lists its product as uncharacterized. The transcript has 8 exons. Gene Ontology annotation, molecular function: P-type magnesium transporter activity; ATP binding; ATP hydrolysis activity. Gene Ontology annotation, biological process: magnesium ion transport. Bases 382 to 3216 code for a protein of 944 amino acids. The record is from RefSeq and is a predicted model, not a curated record. Gene Ontology annotation, cellular component: intracellular membrane-bounded organelle; membrane. Lineage: Eukaryota; Viridiplantae; Streptophyta; Magnoliopsida; Rosales; Rhamnaceae.
CUCGUCCGGCAGAUACGGGUUGAAAGGAGUGUAUAGUUUUUCCCUCCACAAAGCUAAACCUAACCGUCAUUCUGAAGUCUGGUAGUUGAAGUUAGAGAGAGAAGUUCUUUUAAGAGAGAGUGAUAGAAACAAAAUAAGCCAACCACAAAAGCCGAAAAUUCACUGCAUGUCUUUCCAAAAAAAGAAGAAAUAUUUUUAUUUUCCAACCAAUCUCUUUCUUUCUAUCUACCUUCUCUUCAAAGUUCCCAAAUCUUCACAAUUUUCCUUCUUUUUUUUUUAAAAAAAAAAGCUUUGCUUCUUUCCUUACUUGUGUUGUUCAUAUAUAAUGUCUUCACCCAUCUCUUCUCAACCAUUAUUACUAUAUCAUUGCGGUUUGCUCCUAUGGGAUGGAUCAAAAUUCCCAGCAUUUUCACCUCAAAUAAUCUCCCCAAACUUCCUUCUUCGAAUCCCGUUCAAGAAAACCUUGUCAAUAAACACGAUAAGCAGCAAGAUAAUGGAUUUCCCAAUUCUUUAUUUCGCUUCUUCAGGAGGCUUAUGUCCAGAAAUAAAAUUGAUGGAGGGUCAAGAACAGAGGCAGAAGAGAAGGUUUACUCUUGGCUAUAUGCCUUGGCUCAGUCUGAAAAGGAUAUAGUUUUUGAAUAUGUCCGAUCCACUGAAAGGGGAUUGAGCUUUACAGAAGCAGAGAGGAGACUGAGGGAAAACGGGCCAAAUAUUCUUAUGGAUUAUUCCUUUCCAAGCUGGUGGCAACUUCUGUGGACUGCGUUCUUUCAUCCCUUUAACAUCAUUUUGAUUGUCUUAUCCAUACUCUCAUACAUAUCGAGUGAUUUCACAAAUGGAGGGAUAAUGCUUUUUUUGGUUUUCAUAAGUGUCUCCCUCAGAUUCUAUCAGGAAUACAGCAGUUCAAAAGCAGCUAUGAAACUUUCGGAAUUAGUUAGAUGUCCAGUCAAAGUUCAAAGAUGUGCUGGUAGGAUUGUCCAGACAGAACUAGUAGUUCAAGUUGAUCAAAGAGAUAUAGUUCCUGGAGAUAUUGUCAUUUUUGAACCCGGAGACCUUUUUCCUGGAGAUGUGAGAUUGUUGUCUUCAAAACACCUUGUUGUAAGUCAGUCGUCAUUAACAGGAGAGUCUGGGACGACUGAGAAAACAUCUGAUAUCAGAGAAGAUGCUAGCACUCCUUUACUCGAUUUGAAGAAUAUUUGCUUCAUGGGAACAAAUGUAGUAUCAGGUAGUGGAAGUGGUCUAGUUGUUUCCACUGGAUCAAUGACUUAUAUGAGCACCAUGUUUUCGACCAUUGGAAAGUCGAAACCACCAGAUGACUUUGAGAACGGUGUCCGCCGCAUAUCUUAUGCACUAAUUGCUAUCAUGCUACUAAUAGUCACCUUCAUUGUUGCAACUGACUAUUUUACAUCUCAUGAUUUGAGUGAGAGUUUUCUUUUCGGAAUCUCAGUUGCAAGUGCACUGACUCCUCAAAUGCUUCCCCUCAUAGUCAACACAAGUUUAGCAAAAGGAGCACUUGCUAUGGCCAGAGACAGAUGCAUAGUCAAGAGCUUAACUGCCAUACGAGACAUGGGAUCUAUGGAUAUCCUAUGCAUAGACAAGACUGGUACACUCACCAUGGACCAAGCAAUCAUGGUUGGUUUUCUUGACAGUUGGGGUUCAGCCAAAGAAAAGGUUCUGCGCUUUGCUUUCCUAAACUCCUAUUUCAAGACUGAUCAAAAGUAUCCCCUGGAUGACGCAAUUUUGGGAUUUGUAUAUACAAAUGGAUACAGAUUCCAGCCAUCCAAGUUGAGAAAGAUAGAUGAGAUUCCUUUCGAUUUCAUACGAAGAAGAGUAUCUGUUAUCCUGGAAGUUGAAGCAGAAAAUAGAAACCAUCAAUUCCUUGAUCGAUUUAUGGUAACUAAAGGGGCACUGGAAGAAGUUAUAAAAGUUUGUUCUUUCAUUGAGCAUGUUGAUAAGAAUGAGAUUAGUAUUUUAUCUCCAGAAGACCAACAGAGGAUUUUAUCAAUGGGCGAAGAAAUAAGCAAUGAAGGAUUAAGAGUUAUAGCAGUUGCAACAAAGAGGCUGAAAACGCAAACAAGGAAAGAAAGCAGACCCAAUGACGAUACUGUUGAAUCAGACAUGGUGUUCCUUGGGCUUAUAACAUUCUUUGAUCCACCCAAAGACUCAGCGAAGCAAGCUCUGUGGAGGUUGGCUGAGAAGGGAGUAAAAGCAAAAGUAUUAACAGGUGACUCGCUUUAUCUGGCAAUAAAGAUUUGCAAAGAAGUUGGCAUCAGAACAACCCAUGUCGUUACUGGACCAGAGCUUGAGCUACUCCAACAGGAUUCCUUCCAUGAGACUGUCAAAAGAGCAACAGUACUAGCUCGGCUCACACCAACACAGAAACUCCGAGUUGUUCAGUCCUUGCAGACAGCCGGUAACCAUGUUGUUGGGUUUUUAGGAGAUGGAGUAAACGACUCGCUUGCUCUAGAUGCAGCCAAUGUAGGUAUCUCAGUUGAUUCAGGAGCAUCUGUUGCAAAAGACUAUGCUGACAUUAUCUUGUUGGAGAAAGACCUUAAUGUCCUAGUUGCAGGAGUUGAGCAUGGUAGACUGACUUUUGGAAACACUAUGAAGUACAUAAAAAUGUCAGUCAUUGCCAAUUUAGGAAGCGUUAUCUCACUCUUGAUAGCAACUUUGUGCUUGAAAUAUGAGCCUUUGACUCCUAAGCAGCUCCUUACUCAAAACUUCUUGUACAGUGUGGGGCAGAUUGCAAUCCCAUGGGACAAAAUGGAAGAAGAUUAUGUGAAGAUCCCACAGAGAUGGUCCGAGAAAGGCUUACCGAUGUUCAUUCUGUGGAAUGGUCCAGUGUGUACACUCUGUGAUGUUGCCACAGUUAUGUUCCUUUGGUUCUACUAUAAGAUUUACAGUACAACGGAUAUAAAAUUCUUCCAUUCUGCUUGGUUCAUUGAAGGACUUCUGAUGCAGACACUGAUCAUCCACUUGAUCCGGACUGAGAAAAUCCCCUUCAUCCAAGAGUUUGCCUCAUGGCCUGUGAUAUGUUCAACUAUUGUGAUUUCUGCCAUUGGAAUCUCAAUUCCGUUCACAUUGAUCGGGAAAGUCAUGGGAUUUGUUUCCUUGCCACUGUCAUACUUUGGGUUUCUGGUGGUGCUUUUUAUAGGAUAUUUUUCAAUUGGACAGGUGGUCAAGAGAGCUUACAUUUUGGUUUACAAAAGAUGGCUUUAGCGAAUAGAAUGUAUUUGGUCAGAGCAUGUUAACCCCCAGAUGAACCCCAAAAAUAAAAAAUAUAAAAAAAUAAAAAAAAAAAAAAAAAUUUGAUGUAUAUUA